AAAUUGAUUACCAAAAAAACUUCCAUCCUACUUCUUGAGCAAAAUUUCAUUCAACUUUUUUUUUUUAUUCAAAAAACUAUAAUAAAUAAAGUUGAAAUAAAUAUGAAUUAUAAUAAAAACGAUGUCCAAGCAAAUGUUAUACCCAUUGCUAAUAGUAAUUGGGGAUCUUUUAAUUCGCGAUAUGAUCGGCAACCAAAUUACCAAGACUCUGGAAAUGCCGCGAAUUCUAACUUCAAUGAAAUUGAACAAAUCGAUUAUGUUGCUAAUUCAACAGCACAAUAUCAAUCCAAUAAUGAAUUUACUGGUGUAAAUGAUGUUGACUCUUUUGGGUUAGAUAAACAAUCCAUUAACUUCCAUAAAGAUUAUGGAUUUUCUGAUGAUUCUUCUUAUGGUCAAGAUACCAAUAAUAGCGGCGCAUACAUGCAAAACCAAAAUACCAAUAAUCGUGGUAGAUUUGGACAAAAUCCCAAAAAGUUCCAAAACAAUCGUUCGAAUAACAAAAACUUUGGAUCUCAACAAAACAAUUUUAAUUCUCAGUGGAAUCAAUCGAAUUCCAAUAACGCAAUGAACAAUAAAAACCGAGGAUCGUGGUUGUCCGGGUCGGAACAGGGUUCGGUUGGUAAUGGAAAUAAUCCAAAUGCAAACCAACCGAAUCAAUCCGAUCAGUUCAAUGGUUAUGGCGAUUCUAGCGCCAAUUAUGUAUCCUUUGGCAAAUUCAGACAACAUUUUAUUAAUCGCCAAAAUAAAACUUCAAACGGCGAUGAACAACAAACGCCAGCUCCAACGUUGUUUAUGGGUAGAAAUGAAUCCUAUCCCGACGAAUUGAACAGUCUAAUGAAUCCAUUUUUCUGUGGCGUUUGUAAUUCUCGUUUGAAUUCCAUUAAGAGCGCUAAUAUUCAUUAUGAAUCGAAAGCCCACGAUAAACAGGUCUCGAAUUGGAUGAAAAAAACAUUUGCCGAUAAGGGACUGAAUGUCCCGGAGGUAAAGCGUUUUGUUACCCAAGAGACAGUCAGUCCGUAUCGUUGUGAGCUAUGUAAGCUUGAUUUAACAUCAGCUCAGCAUGCUUUGCAGCAUUAUAAUGGCAAGAGGCAUAGAACAGCUGCUACCAAGAUCUCGCCACCAACUGGUAUUGGUUAUUAUAAUGUUGAUGGUAAUUGGGUGGAAACGGGCAAGGUCAUGGACAAGGUAACUGGGAAGGAAUCGUCUUAUAUUUUGGUCAAUACCCCGACGGGUUUUGAACCAGUUGUUUUGCAUGUUGCCCCAGCUCAGGUUGCUGGGGUAAAAAGACCUGCAGAAUUGCAAGCGAAUAAGCCGGAAGUUGUACCCCAAAAGAAAGCCCAUUUAAAUGAACCCCAAAACCCAGAACAAGCAAAAAUAAAGCAACAAAAGGAAGAGCAAUAUCGGACAAUGAUAACAGAAUAUGAAAAGAAAAAAGCCUCAGAUCCAAACAAUGAGUUUAAAUCAAUUUCAUUAGAAUCUGUUAAUAAUUACACUCAAGCAGCACAAGAUGCUUUAAAUACACAACAAUGUAAUAUAUGUGGAAUUAGUACCACAUCAUACGAUCAAAUGUUGCUUCAUCUGAAAGGUAUACGUCAUACCAAAAGAUUACGAUCUCUUGGUGAACCUCCGAUUGUUUUGGACAAAAAAUCAUCCACUACGAUUUUAGAGAGCUUAAAUGAUAAUAGUCCUUUGGAUUUAUCAAUGUAUCGAACGCCAAGCGGUUCGUAUUAUUGUAAAACUUGUAAUGCUGCUUUGGAAGAUGUUGCACGCAUUAAGAAGCAUAUAUUUAGUAAGGCACAUUUGGCUGCUGUUAAAAAAAGUGAAGAGAAACCAAAACCAGUGAAAUCUUAGAUUGGGAGUUAAGGAAAGUAUUAUACUUUGCAUGUAAUCAAGAUUAUUAGUAAGAUUCAAUUAUUCAAUAAAAAUUUUAAUCAUGCCCCA
Episyrphus balteatus (marmalade hoverfly) is the source of this 1941-nucleotide messenger RNA. RefSeq lists its product as uncharacterized. The coding region runs from base 103 to 1851 and encodes 582 amino acids. The record is from RefSeq and is a predicted model, not a curated record. The transcript has 2 exons. NCBI's taxonomy places the organism in Eukaryota, Metazoa, Arthropoda, Insecta, Diptera, Syrphidae. Gene Ontology annotation, molecular function: nucleic acid binding; zinc ion binding.